Salvia hispanica is the source of this 965-nucleotide messenger RNA. Lineage: Eukaryota; Viridiplantae; Streptophyta; Magnoliopsida; Lamiales; Lamiaceae. The record is from RefSeq and is a predicted model, not a curated record.
UACUAACAAUUAUUAAUUCAGCAGUUCGGCAGCCCAUUUGCUUUUCGACUGCAAUUACAAAUUCAAUACAAAAAGAAACGUAAAAUGCUCUUAUUUUAAUCCCAUCUUCACUGAAACCUCUCUUUAUGGGUAAAUCUCAUCCAAGUUGGGGGUGAACUUCUUUCCCAUUUGCAAUUUAUGCACUGUAUAAGUUCAUGAAUUCAGUGAAAUUUCAGGGGUUUGUGGAAAAUUUGUGCCAUCGAUGUUAAUGUUGGGGUCCCUUUUACGAAUCGGAUCAAUUGCAGCUUGGGUUUUGCAUAUUAUUGCUUGCAUGGGUGGUUGUCUGGGGAGUCAUGUCAGGCCCAAACUGAAUUCCUCACUUGAUGAAUUCAAAGGGAAGAAUAACCACGAUUGGAAAAGUACAAAAACUACUCUAUCGGAAGAUUUUUGGACCACUAGCAAUUGUAAUAUGGAAAAUACUGCUUUGCAGUCUUGUGGAAGCAUCUCGUCUACCAGCACACUUACUCAGGUAUAUGAUGCCCAUGGUGCCGGAUGCUCGAGCACGCCUUCUGAAUUUGUAAAUCAUGGUCUAAUUCUCUGGAACCAGAAUAGACAGAAAUGGGCCUUGGAUAAGAAGCCCGAGAGUCGGGCACAACAGCUUCGAGAGCCCAAGUUAAGUUGGAACGCAACAUACGACAGUUUGCUCAGCAAUAACAAGCCAUUCGACAAACCUGUCCCGCUUGGUGAAAUGGUCGAUUUUCUAGUAGCGGUUUGGGAGCAGGAAGGAAUGUACGAUUAAGAAACUGAUUCCCAGGUGAUUGUUAUGAUUGUGGAUUUCAGAUUAUGUCUUCCCUCUUGCUGUAAACCAGAAUUUUAGCAGUUUCUUGGUCUUUUGUUGAACAAGAACCAUUGUACUGCAUCUGAUCAUAACAUUGUUGAAUAUCAUUGGCUUAUAUAAAGAUGAAGAAUCGUUUCUCUUGCUUUUA